UUGAAAAUUUUGGUUGAGCCCAAAGCAGAGGAGCCCAGCGAAUUUACGGAUGAGGCGAGGCCCUGAGACGAUGAAUGAACAUUAUCUGCUAUCAUGAAUCACAAUCAGCGGCGCCGGGAAUCGUUAAAGGAAACAUCGCAUCUGCUUAGGCCCUCCUUCAGGAUUAUUACAGUUCAUAUUAAUAUCAUACACAUCUGCAGAGAGUCUAAUCUGAAUCUUUCCUCGAUUUCAGGGCAGUGAAAGCUUCGGUCUUUCGGAUAAGGAGAUAAUCAAUGAAAGGGGAAGUACAAUUGGAUUCGUCAAUUGGCCAAAACCCUAGUGACUCUGAUCCUCUGCUCGAGAAUCAGGCCGAUUCAUCAUCCCAUGGAACCUCCGAUGAAAUCAAGAAUGAGGAUACUGAAGCUGGUUCCAUUCCGUGUUGUCGUAUUUGCCUAGAGAGCGAUGCAGAACCAGAAGAUGAACUGAUUUCUCCAUGCAUGUGCAAAGGCACACAGCAGUUUGUCCAUCGAUCUUGUCUUGAUCAUUGGCGCUCCGUUAAGGAAGGGUUUGCUUUCUCACAUUGCACAACAUGCAAAGCCCAAUUUCACCUGAAAGUUUCCUUGUUUGAGGACAACUCUUGGCGUAAAGUUAAAUUCAGGCUUUUUGUGGCAAGAGAUGUUCUCCUUGUAUUUCUAGCUGUACAAACUUUAAUAGCUGCAAUGAGUGGUUAUGCAUACAUUAUGGACAAAGACGGGACAUUCAGAAAUUCUUUCAGUGAUGGAUGGGAUCGCAUUCUGUCGAAACAUCCUAUUCCAUUUUAUUAUUGUAUCGGGGUUCUGGCCUUCUUUGUUCUGCUUGGAUUUUUCGGGCUCAUCCUGCAUUGUUCCUCCCUAAAUAGUAACGAUCCUCGAGUUGCUGGGUGUCACAACUGUUGCUAUGGUUGGGGUAUCUUGGAUUGUUUCCCUGCAUCUAUGGAGGCGUGCUUCGCACUUGUUAUCGUUUUUGUUGUUAUCUUUGUCAUCCUUGGGAUAGCUUACGGUUUCCUUGCUGCCACUAUGGCUAUUCAAAGGAUCUGGCAGAGGCAUUACCACAUUCUCACCAAAAGGGAGCUGACUAAAGAGUACGUGGUGGAGGAUCUUCACGGUUGUUAUACCCCUCCAAAAUUGGAUCCAGAACAUGAACAACACUUGAAAAUGCUACAACUUCUGUAACGAAUGGCAGAUGAGGUGUUCAAUUUCUGUCAUUUAUCGUUUCUUAUGUUCUUUUCAACUUCUGUAAGAUACGAUAUAUGCAUUUCCUUGAAAACUUUGUUAUAAUUAUAAAUGAGCAAUGUGGAAAAUAGAUUUUAACUAA
This is a messenger RNA of Momordica charantia (bitter melon), 1332 nucleotides long. Its product is annotated as RING/FYVE/PHD zinc finger superfamily protein. The record is from RefSeq and is a predicted model, not a curated record. NCBI's taxonomy places the organism in Eukaryota, Viridiplantae, Streptophyta, Magnoliopsida, Cucurbitales, Cucurbitaceae. Gene Ontology annotation, molecular function: zinc ion binding.